Molecule: messenger RNA, 723 nt
Organism: Phlebotomus papatasi
Lineage: Eukaryota; Metazoa; Arthropoda; Insecta; Diptera; Psychodidae
Exons: 1
Coding region: 88-573 (161 amino acids)
Source: RefSeq, a predicted model, not a curated record
CCUGUUUACAAAACGCAAUUGUCCAAAAAAUAAAGAAGUUUUCCAGCGAAAUUCAGUAAAAUAAUAUUUAUAAGACAGUUAAAAAAGAUGCCUUGGGUAGUUCGAGAAGUGAUGAGAAGAGCAUUAAAGGCAUCCAUUGCAGUUUUUCUUGGGAUUAUUGUUGAAAUUUCCGCUGGAGAAACGCACAGUGUGAAAAAAGACUCUCCAACACCAGAAACAUCCGGGAAUAGCAGUGCACAACCCAUAUUAACACCAUCGAAUGCUACAACAGUGGAAGUUCCUGUAGUACGACCUGCCCAUACCGAUGGAGAAUCCUUACAGACAGCUCUACUGGCAUUUGUAGCCUUGGGCAUCCUCCUGCUUUUCUUUAUUGUCUUUCGCUCCUAUAGACUACGGACAUCACGUGCAGAGAGAAGGUAUGGAGUACUGGGAGACAGAAGUGCCCAGGAAUUAACACCACUCCCAAUGGCUACAGAAGAGGACGAAGAUGAAAGCGGUGAAGAUGAACAGACUCUCUUCGACGCGAGCCACAGAAGCUUUGGAGGCGAAAGACAGCCACGUAUGGUGCUCUAAGACUCUAUCCAGGACACUCCAGGAUACAGUGCUCGCGCUCAAAUGUGAUACAAAUGCCACAACUCUCGAAAGAUUGCGUAUUAUUUUGUUAACUGCAAUAAUUGCCAAGAUUUCAGAACUAAUAGACUAAAUUAAAUUGAUUUUUUUAAU